Messenger RNA from Ectocarpus sp. CCAP 1310/34, 1984 nucleotides. NCBI's taxonomy places the organism in Eukaryota, Phaeophyceae, Ectocarpales, Ectocarpaceae. The record is from the annotation of a GenBank genome assembly.
AUGAUCAGAUCCUCCGCAGUGCCAGGAGACAUCAUGGACUCCGCCUCGUUGCCAGACAAACGCGCCCUCGACCCCCUUUCUUCGCUCCCCGCCGACAAGAAGAUUCGUCUCAGCGGUGGUACCACCACCACCACCACCACUGCAGCAGCAGGCACUGCUGUAGCUCAAACCGUGGCCCGGGCAGCCCCAUCACCACCAUCAUCUUCACCAGCCGCUGCAGCAGAACGACACUACCUUGACGUACUGCCGGGUGUUGUGCUCAGGGAGAUCGUCUCCUUCACGACCGAUAGCUCCCUCAGCGGCGUCUGUAGGACAACUCUGGGGGGCAUCCGCGAGCUGCACUACAAAGUGGACAUGGCCAAGGUCGCCUCCGCCUAUUUUUUUGGGAGAUUGGCCGCUGCCUAUUGCUCGAAGACAUUGGAACUAACAGACCACAUGGGAAUUGACGCUUCUGGAGCUCUGGCUACUGGCAGAGCUGUCGUCCGAAUCACGAUCACUCACGUGCACGAGACCCAGGAUCCUGCUCUGGAACAGGCCAUCAGGAGGGUCGUGCAGCAUUCAAUACCCACCCUGCGCGAGAUCACCAUCCGCGGGUACCCCACAUGGACCGGACGCGCCAGGCCAUCAGGAGGGUCGUGCAGCAUUCAAUACCCACCCUGCGCGAGAUCACCAUCCGCGGGUGCCCCACAUGGACCGGACGCGCCAGGCGCCAUCCUCGGGGAGCUCGUUCCCCUCUCUGCCAAGCGCCACCGCGUGGCCCCGCGGCUCGCACGGGUACACCUGGUAGACGGAGCCACGGGCGUCGCGAAGGCCGGCAGGGCGGUGGCGACCGGCCUGUGGCCGGCCCUGGAAGUGCUCACCUUCUCGCACUGCCGGGCGAACGCGGGCCACUUCCGCGACCUGGCGCGAGGGCUCCGCUCGGGGCUCGCCCCGAGGCUGCGGGUGCUAGGGUGGGACGACCAGUCCAGCAUCAGGGACGUCGCGGUCGAUGACGUCAUCCUCAACGCGCUGUCCUGGGGGCAGUGCCCACUCGUGGAACACCUCAGCUUCACGGGAAACCGUUUCUGCCCGGAGCACAGAAUCACAUACCUGGAGGAGAUGCUGUGGGUCUGCCCUCGGUUGCGGGAGCUGCGCAUGGACUGCAGCCGCACGCCUCACCAUGAGCUGAGGGUCCUGGCGGGCGCCCUGGCAGGAGGGCACGUGCCACGGCUGGAGCGGCUUCUCGUUAGGGCGACGGCGCCGUACUACCGCGACAGCGACGUGGAGCUGCGGGCGCUGAAGCGGGUCGCGGCUUCGAGGAGCCCUCCCGUGGAGCUCGAGUUACAGAUCAAGACGCGACUGAAACAGUAACACAGAAGUGGUUGAUAGUGACACAACUGUGCCUCACUUUUGUUGGUGUAGCAUCCUCCCCUGCGUUGUAAUACGCUUUUCUUUCGCGUAGUUAACCUCCCACUGGGAGUUGCACGCGGCAGGAUUCUUCGCGUCGAGACCAUCCCAUGUGGCCCCACGUGUACAGUAGGUUUUACGUUGAGCUUCGCGACACAUGAUAUAUAUGUGUGUCUACUGUUGGUUGUGAUUGUACGUCGGUAUGUGUAUGUAGCAACUCGGUACUGGCAAGAGUAGGUGAAAGAUGUAGGGUAUUUUUUCUGUCGUCAAGAGGGAACGGACGACGAAUGAAUAUGUAUUCUGCUUUCGAUUUCCCUCGAAGAUCGGGGAGGCAGAUUUUGGUUUUGGUGUUCUGCGAGAGUAGUUGUCGAAGCCUUUGUCAAAGCGCCUGUCCAGAAUGAAUGGGAUAGUUUCGGGGGGUGGGAUGAACAAAGCUCUUGUCGAUACUGCUGUAGAUUUUCGGUUUUUCCUCGCUCAAGGUCCCAAUGGACGAGCGCAAGGUCGUUGCAGAACGGAUAAGUUCGCACUGGAUAUGGAUAUAUGUGAUUGAGUCGUUCAAGUACAAGUACAUAUGUUUAUCUGAAGAUGCAUCGCCGUC